GAGACACAGAGGGGGAGGGAGUCAGUGUUAGCAGAGCGCAGACAGAAGACAGGCACUAAAGGAGGCUGUCGUAUAGAAACACCACCAUCAUGAGUCAGAAACACAGUGUAGUGUAGAGACACACACCGAGGAGCGAACAGCAGCAGGACGGUGACUGAAGGAGCCUGUGUUUGAAUCUGUGAGACAGACAGAGAGAGAGAGAGAGAGAGAGAGAGAGAGAGAGGCUGCUGUCUCUUGGUCUUCUCCCCGCUGGUGUGAGGUUAUGGCAGGCAUGGCGUCGGAGCCAGGAACCCAGUCCAGAGUGAUGUUUCAGACCAAAGAGGAGGAGCCUGCCCAACGCAAACUGGGCAAACUGACGGUCAAAUACAACCGCAAAGACCUCCAGAGGAGGCUGGACAUCGAGGAGUGGAUCGACGGUCAGCUGCACCUGCUGUACGACUGCGAGGACGAGGAGAUUCCUGAGCUGGAGAUCGACAUCGAUGAGCUUCUGGAGCUGACAGAUACAGAGCAGAGAUCUCGACUGCACGAGCUUCUGCAAGAAUGUGGAAAGCCAAAGGAGGACUUUAUCAACGGUCUGCUGUACAGGAUAAAGGGGCUGAGGAAGAUGUCAGGAUCUCUGAAGAAAUAGUGUAAGAUCAAAGGCAUUUUUAAAGAUAAUGAGAAGCACGUGGCCCCGCCCUUAACCCCGCCCCUGAAACCACAAGCCCCGCCCACACCCUCCUGUCUGUAGAGCACACAUGGGACAAUGAAUCUUCCAGAAACAGUUUUAGACCACUAAUAAUUCUGUACAGUUUCUCCAGCAUCACAGAUCAAAUGUAUCGCAUAUUAUUACUCAAAUCAGAUGCUUUUUUUGUUUGUUUUAUUGUGACAUGUACAUUCUGUUCCCUAUUUAUAUACAUAUAUAUUUUGUUCUGACAAGUGUUGUAUGCAAUAAUAAACAAUUUCUUUUCAAGAUUUUAGAUGAAAAGCAUAGACACAGUUCUUGCUAAUAAAUUCAGAAUCUAAGA
Messenger RNA from Carassius auratus (goldfish), 1007 nucleotides. RefSeq names its product protein phosphatase 1 regulatory inhibitor subunit 14D (gene ppp1r14d). Bases 263 to 628 code for a protein of 121 amino acids. Gene Ontology annotation, cellular component: cytoplasm. Gene Ontology annotation, biological process: innate immune response; regulation of phosphorylation. Gene Ontology annotation, molecular function: protein serine/threonine phosphatase inhibitor activity. The record is from RefSeq and is a predicted model, not a curated record. The transcript has 4 exons. NCBI's taxonomy places the organism in Eukaryota, Metazoa, Chordata, Actinopteri, Cypriniformes, Cyprinidae.